GAAUGAAUUUUUUAUUAAAUAAUUCAGUUUUACACAGACAAGGCUGACUCAGUAACAAAAGCAGCAAAGGCUAAAACAACGUUUCCUCGAGGGAUAUAUUUUUGGUAAUGACAAGAACUCACAUAUGAGCUGCUUUAAAUAGGAAUUACACACAAGCCGUCGCGUCAUACAUCAUCAUGCGGUGAGAUUCGGUUGAUUUUGGCUGAUCCUGGGUCGGGUGGGUCCUCGUGGUCCUUGACCCUCCUCUGCAUAAGGAAAACCGAUGAGAUCCAAUCACCUCCUCCUCUUCAAACUGUGAGCUCACCUCCCAAUUUCCGAUUGGAUUGCUAUAUUUAGGAAACCACCCAGCGCUUUAUAAAGAGAUCGCAGCGCUGCUGGUAAAGGUUCUGGAGUUAGAAAAAGGGAUCGGCUUGCCGGACAGGUCUGGUCAGUGUUAUUCAGAGUUUAUAAGAGCAGAGAGAAGCGGUGAGUCUGUGUUUUCGAUGCGACAUAUGAGAGAGAGCUAGGAGAGGCAGAGAUGGCAGACAUACGAAAGAAACUUGUGGUGGUGGGAGACGGCGCAUGUGGGAAGACAUGUCUACUGAUCGUGUUCAGCAAAGACGAGUUCCCGGAGGUGUACGUGCCCACCGUGUUUGAGACGUACGUGGCGGACAUAGAGGUGGAAAACAAACAAGUUCAGCUGGCUCUGUGGGACACGGCCGGGCAGGAGGACUACGACCGGCUGCGCCCACUCUCCUAUCCGGACACCGACGUGAUCCUGAUGUGCUUCUCCGUGGACAGCCCGGACUCGCUGGAAAACAUCCCCGAAAAGUGGGUCCCCGAGGUAAAGCACUUUUGCCCGAAUGUGCCCAUCAUACUGGUGGCCAACAAGAAGGAUCUGCGCAAUGACGAGAACGUGAAGAACGAGUUGUCUCGGCUGAAGCUGGAGCCAGUGAAGGCGGAGGACGGCCGCGCCAUGGCCAUGCGCAUUGGCGCAUAUGACUAUUUGGAGUGCUCCGCUAAAACCAAGGAGGGGAUCUGGGAAGUGUUCGAAACGGCGACACGGGCAGCCUUACAGAAACCAACGACACCAUCAAGUGGUUGUCUCAAAUGCUGCGUACUGAUGUGAGGUCGCUGAUGACGCGCAGACGAGACGUUUCCUCCGCCGGCCGCUGCGUCUGAACAUGUGCGGGCAGUGGACGCUCCUCUCUGGACGCCCCCUCUGUGGUCAGACGCCCUCGGCUGAAGCAAAACGAAUGACUGUAAACAAGUUGUUCUGAACGCACUCUGGAAAUCAUCUGAUAUCGAGUGUGUUUGUGUGUGUGCGUGUGUGUGUGAAAUGCACUGGUUACAGCAUGUUCUUUGUGGGUCACGUGAUCCCAGUCUGACUUGCAGAGGGGUAAAAGGACAAAUCACAUUCAUUUCAAUGGAAGGACUUUUUUUUUUAACCCCCCUCUCAUGCCUUUCCAAAGGCCUGCUUGCAAGCCAAGAUUUAUAUUGCUCACUGUUUUUUGUGUUUCAAAGUGUUUGCAUAGGCCACUGCCUUACUGCCAAGGUUAUACUUUGUAAUAAUAAGCAAAGCAGAACAAUUGCACUGUUAUUUAUGUCCACUUUGUAUUAUAACACUUAGUUUGUGAGAUUGCACAGCAUCUGUACACUACGGUAAUUUACAGAAAGUUUUAUAAAGCCCACAGUGUUCUGUAAAGUUUCGUUUGAUGUGUGAAGCUACACUUAAGUUUACGGUUCAUAGAGUCGGCUGUCUCAGGUUUGUUAGUCGGAGCCAAACCCAAAAAAGUAUGUUUCUGAUUCCUCAGUAUUUAAUGCCUGAUUUUUUAUAGCUGUUAUGCAAAAGGCCAAAUUUCACCCCACGUUUAGGAGACGACACGUUGGCCAAUCCUGGAAAAGGGCUAAACAUGUUAAGAUCUGCAAACUUUCAGGCAGAUGUUCUUUUACAGUGGACAGUUUGCGAAGCAUGUUUGUACCCCAUGUUUUAUGCUCGGCUGUGGCCAUAUUAACUAAUCGAAUGUGUAAAUAGUGCAGCCAGACGAUACCUUUUCUUUCUCCUCACAGCUCACCUGAACCAAAUCAUUUGAAGCACACACAGUAAUGCAGUCCACGUUUAGCUGUUACAGAGACUGAUGUGACUCAUCUGUCUCGGGCCUGCUGGACAUUUUCUGUUUAAGCCACGGCUUCGUUUGCAGUUAUGUGGGUGAUACUUCUAACGGGAGAUUAGGCAUGUGAGAUGGUUUGGCAUGUGAGUCCUUUGCUCCGUGAAGCGUGUUUUCUCAGAAAGUGUCAUGAAACUGCUGCUGAUGAGCCUAUAGCACACGCUCAUGUGGGAUGAAGCCAUCUGAUGGCAACUAAACACUUCAAUGGAAGUUUAUCGUGCUACGUUACGAUCAGCACAAUUUUACUAAACUAUAUGUGAAGUCGUAAUGAUUUAUCGAGCUGCAAUAAGCAGUUAAACUGAAUUACGAUUAGUUGAGAAACACUAAAUGCUAAUUUUCCACUUCAAUGUCUUCCAUGAUGACGAUGAAUGUACCUCAAAUUUAUGUGGUCAAAAAACAAUUAUUGGCAACAGAAAUUGAUUAAAUCAAGUUUCGUACUUUUGAAAAUAAUUCACUUCAAGUGUGAUGUGUGUCUGCACAGCAGUGUUGUGUAACUGUCCUCUUGCAUGAUGGUGGGAGUGCUUGUUCAAAUGACAGCUAUGAACAUCAAUUACAGAGACUGUUGCUACACUGGGGAUCCUGGCUAAAACCCCGGCGGAUUUACUGUGCGACUUGUUCUUUUAAUGGAUAGCGGGGACAAAAAAAAAAAAAAAAGGAACGAUUUUACUUUAAACAUGUAACGUUUCUGUGGUUCAAUGAGAAACCACAGCAUAGACGCAUGUGAGUAUAAAAGAGUGUAUCUUUUAUAAAUAAAAGCAGAGUUACGACGGUGUAAAAGUCACAUUCCUCCCUGCCUUCUGUUGCUGGGCUUUUUGCUGACUUACGGGACAGGAAUGCAUUGUGCUGGACUGGUUAAUUUUCCCACACUGGCCCCCCUCAUGUGCCUCUGAAUUACAAUGUUGUUGGGUUAUUAUUCACUGAUCAGACAGUGCAGUUUUCAUCUUCUUUAUUUGACUAAAACAUGGAGAAGAAGAAAAAGAAAAACUGUUGAAAUGUGCCAAACUUAUCUCUUUGUAAGAGUUCAGCGAGUCAUGGCGACAUAAACUGCAUAGCACUCUAUACGGUGAAACAAUGGAAAUUUUGUUAGGAAAAACAAUACAGAAUGUAAGGGAACAAAUGGUACUGUUCUGGGAAAGUCAAUAAAACAAAUCAAUGUGUGUCACCAUC
Stegastes partitus (bicolor damselfish) is the source of this 3314-nucleotide messenger RNA. Its product is annotated as rho-related GTP-binding protein RhoB. Gene Ontology annotation, biological process: small GTPase-mediated signal transduction. Bases 518 to 1108 code for a protein of 196 amino acids. The record is from RefSeq and is a predicted model, not a curated record. Lineage: Eukaryota; Metazoa; Chordata; Actinopteri; Pomacentridae. Gene Ontology annotation, molecular function: GTPase activity; GTP binding. The transcript has a single exon.